AUGUCUUCUCGCGACACAGGUGCUGCGCGAGUACGCUCUCGCCGCUCUAUUGCACAUGUACCACGAUCUCGGAUGACGUCUGGCCUGGAUAAGGAGAAUGCGACAACAGACAUCGGCGCAGUACCACCUUUUGAACCCAACACGAAGCCCACCAUGAAAGAUAAGAAGUCACGAAGUAAGAGUUUAGGGCCUGGUGGACUGGACGCUCUGCAGAACUCCAAUGGCAAUCGACGCAAGUCCACGGCCUCGUUUCCUCUCAAAUCGAUUCUUAAACCUACCGUUCCCGUAUCUCCAGUGCGAAACAUCCCAUCGUUCGAGGAAACUCGUCGUCGCACUCCGGCUCGUAAUGCGCAAAGCCAGGAAUCCAGCUGGGAAUCUAGCAGUCAGAACCAGGAGGGCCUUUUGAUCGACUUUGCAACGCCCCCUCGACCCGCCGCUGAAGGGGAUGAUACCGCCAAUCCAUUCGACACUUUCAACGCAACAACUGCGAUCCGCGAGGAAAUGGCAGCCACCAAGGAGCGCGAUGACAAGGAGCGUCGGGAGCGCGAACGCCAAGCUAUCUUAGAGAAACGAGCGGCGCGACGGAAGUCUAUGGCGAAUCGUCGCGUAUCAUUUGCCCCGGAGGCUACACUGCACACCUGGAAUGUCGUGGAGAUUCCCGACGAGUCGACAUCUUCCUCUGCAGCAAACUCUACCCGACGCGCCUCUAAUGUGAACAACUCAGAAGCCAAGGCCCAAGCACCCACUCCUGCCAAAGAGGCCCCAUCGUCACCUGAAACAGAUGCUGGCUCAGACUUCGGUUUCUCACCUGUUCGUCAGCAAGAUCUUGAGCAGAUGCGAGGCCGCUCUGGAUCUUCAGGCGAAGAUGAAGGCCCAACGGAAAUGUCCUCCAGUCCGUUUAACGGAAGCUCGCCAGGCAGCGAAGAUACCGGCGCACAAAGCUUGGGAGAAGUGGAGGAAGAUGAUGGCCAGUCCUCAGAGUCAGACGAUGGCUUUGAUGUCGAAAGUACUGCUAUGAGUAUGGAUGACAUGACGGCCCGUUCCGGCGUCAGUGUACAGUCGGACGUUUCUUCUAGUUCGAGUUCCAGUGCCAGACUGAAUGACGCAUUGCGACAAGCUGCAAAGGAAGCUGGAACACAAGCUGUUGAUGAAGAGGAUGGAGAAAUGUCAAUGGAGAUUGCAGACCAAGAAAUCACUGGCGCCUUCCAACCCUGGAUCAAGAAGGGCCAAAGACAAAGCUUCGACUGGUCAGAUAUUAGUGCUCGACAUGACCAAGAAAACAUGGACCCGUCCAAGGUUGCUUCAGAAAAUAAUGCUCCCGGGUCAGAUGAGAUGGACGAAGAUGAAGAGAUGAGCAUGGACGUGACGAAUGCGAUCGGACAGAUACUCGGUAAAUCAUCUGGUCAUCGGAAGAGUGCCGUGCGUCGCCAGUCCACUGCACAGCAAAGCGAAUACGACGAUCAAACCAUGGAGAUGACAAACGUUGUCGGGGGAGGAAUUGAAAGGGUCGAUUUCGCCCAACCCGAUGACAACGACAAUGCCGACGAGGAUGAAGAGAUGACCAUGGAGUUCACUUCGGCCAUUGGAAAAGUCCUCAGCAAAGGACCGUCCUAUGAACAAGGUGCAGAUGUUGAAGCUGAACAGCUUGCUACUGACACACCCAAGUCGGACCGCAUGACCGACGAUCAAGGUAAUGGAUCGGAUUAUGGGAUGGAAAUGGAAAUGACUGGUGCAGUUGGUGGCAUCCUUCCGUCGGGGCAAGAAAUCCUGGACAAAUUUCAAGCAAAGAGGCUCAUGGAACUGGAAGCCGAGUCAGGGCAAUUGAACAGCUCUCCCUUUCAAGAGAACACUCAAAAGUCCCCAGCCAAAUCACCUCUGUCAUUCAAUGUGGCGGCGGUGGCCUCGGAGCAUGGAAGCCCUAGCUUGACGAGUGUCAAAUCUCGGACUCCUCGACGUAGUUCUCUUUUGGGGGUAUCGAAUACACCAGAGUCCCACACCCCACGCCGUUCGCCACGCAAAUCACCGACGAAGAAACCAUUAACCCCUCCUAAGCAGUCUACACCUCAGACGAAGCCGACCACACCAAGCAAGACACCCCCAUCUGCAAAUGUAUCAUUCCGAAGUGCUUCUCCAAAGAAGCUUUUCCGGCCUGAACUCCAAAAUCAACGUUCCGCGGACAAGAAGAAAUCACCACGUCUCAGUAUAUUCGAACAGGACACAAAUGGUGGAUCGUCUACUCCUCGAAUUGUAUUCCAACCCCGAGAGGCACGGCGCUCCUCCGGCCUGGGAAUUGACAAAGAAGGGCUUGGGUCUCCCCGCGUAGUUGCUCUACUUGACAAACGCCUGUCACUCGGUGAAAACACGCCACAGUUUGUCCCUCAGCAACAGCCGCGAGGUGGUGUGCGCUUUGAAAAUCCGCUGAAGAUGCAGGCGGACGAGGAAAGAGACCGCGAGGAAGAGGAGCUUAGAGAGGAUGGGCAUAUUCAGCCUUCCAGCUCCAUGAACAGCGAUAUUGGCUCAAACCUGAGGAAUAUGAUUUCUAGCAUGAGCCCGAAGAAGGGCAAAAUUGGAAGUCGGAAAAGCCUCCAUGUUGGUGCGGCGCGUGGCAUCCUUGGCAAGCGACCAGCUGAACUUGACGAAGACGAAGACGAAAUCGAGAAUUCUCCCAAACGCCUCCGUGGCCAUGACGUGAGCCCUGUCAAGGCAGUGCGACUUCCGGCCCCAUCAUCGGCCAAGAAAGAUCCCACCCGGCGGUCGAUUCUCUCUCCUGUCCGUAGGGCUCGGAGCUCCUCGCCGCUCAAGGGUAGCACUACUCCCACCCAGCCGCCGCAGAGUGCCUCGAAGAAGGGAAUCACUCCUCUGAAGGAAGGUGUGGAUUCUCUUCAUAUUGCUUCAGAUCCUCAACAGCCAGAGCCAGAAGAGGGCCUCCCAGAUCAAGAGCUCGAGCCUGAGGUAGAGCCUAUUCAGCUGCAGGAUUUCCUGAACAUGACCAAUAUUCAUUUCAUGGAACUCACCACCACGAAGAGACGACACACGACCGCGCCUGGAAGUGCCACUAGGAGGUUGAGCAGACGGUCUGGGGAGCACGUUCCCAAGACAGGAACGUUCACCUUUGGUGACUGCGUGGCUGCUGGACUGUGCACAGUGCCCAUGCUGGAGUUGUAUCAACACUCUUGCCGCGAGCUGAAGUCAUAUAUCUCCGAAGGCCGCCAAGUCAUUCGAUCCAUUGAGGCCGAAACCUAUACCGAGAACCCUCCCCUAUUCCGGGAAUAUGUGACUGCCCCGCCAGACAUCCGAGUGAUCAUGGACAACCAGUUCCGGAAUGUGAAGACGCACGCGCGAUUGUUGAGUAAGGCGACGUGGUAUGAAUGGCGAAUGAAGUUGCUUGAAGGUCUCAAAGAAGGGCUUAUCCGUCACGUGGAUGACAUGAAAGCCGAUGAUGCUUUAUUGUCUAAACGCGAGGAGAUUCUCAACAAUAUCGUUCCUCCACUGGUAGAGAAGCAAGCAUUCCUUGAACAAGAAGCGGAAAACCUGAGGCAGCUGGUUGAAGAAAUGGAGAGUUGUGAUCAAGAUGAGCUGCGCGGCACGCGUGAGAAGCUUUCGACUAUUGAUGAUGAAAUCGAGGCCAAGCAACGAGAACUUGAGCAGCUCCAGGCAGAGGCUCAGGAAAAGACUGAGAUCAUCGAUGCAGGAACCGAGAUGAGUAAUGAGUUCUUGGGUGAAAUCCAGGAAGCGGAGCGUAUCAAGGAGGAGUGUCGUGGGUGGAGUGCUCGCGACAUCAAUGAGCUGAAGAACUCCGUUCAACGUAUCGAGCGCCAGACCGGUUGGUCAAUCCUCUCUGCCUCCUUCUUGCCGGAGAAAUCCGUCGAUCCAAUAUUGGUCAUGUCCUACCGAGGCCAACUCCAGAUCAAGUUUCACCCCGGCGCAUUUGCGACGAAGACAUCCCACGACGCAGAGAAGACCAACCAGCUUCUCGAACUGAGCUCCGUGAAAGGCAAAACAACUUCACCGAUCGCAUCUUUCGCUCUCCAAUCAAUGCAGCAACAUCUCUCCACAAUAAACCAAUCCAAAACCGCCCCGAACGAACUGCUCCGCUUUAUCUCCUCCGCCUGGGAUCGCACCAACGAGGCCCGCAUGCUCGAAUUCUGCGGCGUCACUCGUCUUACCCUUUCUGAGCCAAAGAAUUCGUCUCUCUUCCUACGUGCCCGCUGCACCCUCCUCGGCAAUGCAGCUGUCCCCUCCACUCCUAGCCGUAAGGCUUCCGCGGCGAAGAAGACCGGCGCCAAGCGAAUCGACGUGGACUUUAACGUCCGCACGCGCGUCAAUACCGGAAGCGACGAGACCAAAGAAAUUGGCACCCUUGAUUUCCACAUCGAUGCCAUCGCAACGAAAGUCUACGGCUUCGGCACGGGCAAUAAGUCGGGGUUGUCGGGCAAGGAAAUGGAGGGUAUCCUUGGCAAAGGACUCACCCCUGGGGACGGGGCACAGCUUGGCAAUGGUGUUUGGUGCAAGGCUGUGCGCAUGCUUACCGGAUCUGCUUUUUGA
Penicillium waksmanii is the source of this 4545-nucleotide messenger RNA. Its product is annotated as kinetochore-microtubule binding complex subunit SPC105. Bases 1 to 4545 code for a protein of 1514 amino acids. Gene Ontology annotation, biological process: protein localization to kinetochore; mitotic sister chromatid biorientation; mitotic spindle assembly checkpoint signaling. The transcript has 5 exons. The record is from RefSeq and is a predicted model, not a curated record. Lineage: Eukaryota; Fungi; Ascomycota; Eurotiomycetes; Eurotiales; Aspergillaceae.